GAAGUACCCAAACGGCCUCGGGGGCUGGUGGCAGCCACGGUCGGCUCACAAGUUGAUUGACAGGUGCUGUGACCAGAAGGUGAGCAUCGUAGCGAAGCCCAAAGAAGCGCGGCCCGAUCUCAGGGAGGGGUCGGAGGCACAGCUCUAGAUUCCAGGCCCUGUCCCCCGAGCUCAGCCCUCGGAUGUCCCACUGCCUAGAGCCUGCAUGCGCCGCGGGGCGCCCCAGGACCAGGAGCUGGUGGGUCCCGGGGCGCCGGGGCGGGGGUCCCGGGGCGCCCCUCCUCCCUCGGGACCUGUCGUCCCGGUCCUCGUCUUUCCCCCUGAUUUAGUGUUCAGGGCGGACCAACGGAGCGGACCCAGGCAGCUGCUGACCCUCUAUAACCCCACGGGAGCCGCGCUUCGCUUCCGAGUCCUGUGCACAGCACCUGACAAGUACACAGUGUUUGACGCAGAAGGAUAUGUGAAGCCUCAUUCCUGCAUUGACAUUGUGAUUCGCCACGUGGCCCCCACUGCCAGCCACUAUGAUGUCCAGGACCGCUUCCGCAUUGAGCUGUUUGAGGAGGGAGCUGAGGGCCGAGUGUUGGGGCGCAAGGACAUCACCUCGGUUUUGAGGGCCCCAGCCUACCCCCUUGAACUUCAGGGACAGCCUGACUCAACGCCACACCCAGGGCCUCCUUCCUGGACAGCACCACCCACGACCAGACACCUCCCUGAAAAAUCCCACCCACAACUGGCCACCAGCUCCUUCCUCCUGUUCUUGCUGACCGGCAUAGUCUCAGUGGCCUUCCUGCUGCUCCCACUCCAGGAUGAACUUGGUAGCCAGCUGCCCCAAAUCCUGCAUGUCUCCCUGGGACAAAAGUUGGUGGCAGCCUACAUCUUGGGCCUCCUCACCAUGGUCUUUAUCCGGACCUGAGCCCCCUGCUCAACCUCCACCCCCCUCCCUGGGCAAGGAUGUGGACAUGAGAUGGCCAAUGUGAUGCUCAUACCUGGCCUCGACCCGCCCCCCCCCCCCCCCCCCGCUACUCUUUCCACCCCUGACAAAAAAUACCCAGGGAUUUGUAUUCAUUUUCCAAGUUGAAUUUUAAAAAUUUGCAAAAUUAAACUGAGAAAUGUAGGGAACAUGCCCCUUUCUCCAUACUUCUUUUUCUCCAGUUCCUCCUGCUCCCAUUCCUAGGAACCCAGGUACCUGGGCCAGUGAAGAUGCCCAGUGAGGAUUAAGUCCUGGGUUCUGGUUCUGGAGCACUGAAAAAACUAUGAUCUUGAGCAAGUCCUUUCAUUUCUGUGAGCUUCAGUUUCUCUCUCCUAAAUGAGGACACUGAGAAAGUUGGUUCCCCCCCCACCCCCACCCCUGUCCCUUUCUCUAUAUCUAAUGGGUCUGUUUUGUUUAUUCAUUUGUUUUGAUUUUUAUAUUCCACAGAUGAAAUACAGUGUUUGUCUUUGACUUACUCACUUAGCA
Molecule: messenger RNA, 1456 nt
Organism: Myotis daubentonii (Daubenton's bat)
Lineage: Eukaryota; Metazoa; Chordata; Mammalia; Chiroptera; Vespertilionidae
Gene: MOSPD3
Product: motile sperm domain containing 3
Cellular component (GO): cytoplasm
Source: RefSeq, a predicted model, not a curated record